Molecule: messenger RNA, 2924 nt
Organism: Seminavis robusta
Lineage: Eukaryota; Bacillariophyta; Bacillariophyceae; Naviculales; Naviculaceae
Source: the annotation of a GenBank genome assembly
CUCUAGCUAGCUACGGGUACAGAAGCUACGGUGCAUAGCUUCCGGUUAGUUGGCCAUCUUCUCUGGAGAAGGAAUUCGCAUUUGUGUUUCUUCCAAUCAAGGUCAAAGUAUUGUUGGCUACCACGCGUGAACACGAUCCCAAGAGAGCUCAACGAUUUGGAUACCCCUUCCAAAUUCGAAACGGCAAAGAAGUGCUCUCACAACAAGCAGCGUUGGAAGUGCUUCCGUGCUUUCUCAGGGUCUGUUGUUGUUGAGAUAGUGACUUGCUCUAGCUGCGUAGCUAGCUAGAACCUGACGAAGGAAAAUGGCGGGAGGGAGUUCCCAGGCAGCGCCUUCGCCUGCUUAUAUUGUCUAUGUACCGGUCCGAUUUUUGGUAGUGACAUUGGUUGGGUCUGUCUUUUUGGCCUUUGCCGUUGGCCAAGCCGCUCGUUUGUUUGUAACGGGAGGCUACGAGCAAAUACCCUUUGUGGAAGUGGAAGAAGAGAAGGGCAUUCUUCCGCAUCCUGUGAUGCAAAAUGGCAAGAAGGUCCCUCGCACCGUUUAUACUUCCAAACAUUAUGAUACUGGCAAGAGUGUGACCAGUGAUUCUCUGCUGGCAAGACAAGAGCUACAAUCUGCAAACAAGGAGUGGGUUGAAUGCAUUGAUUCGGAGGGAGGGGGCAAAAUUUGUCACAACGAGGAACAUCCAAGUGAUCCUUCUAUUGAGCAAAACGAAGAAGAGGAAGAGAGUGAACAUGAACCUGCUGGACAGCAUUUGUUGGUGGACAUUGAAAAUCUGGAAGGCGCCUUCUUAAAUUCCAAAGAACGUCUUGCUAGGGCCAUGAUGGAUUUGGUGGACUUGAGUGGCCUGACUAUGCUCUCCUAUCAUUGUCAUGAACUGGAGCCAGCCGGUGUCAGUUGUGCAGGGGUGUUGCUGGAAAGUCAUGUCUCCUUUCAUACAUGGCCGGCUGAGGGUGUUAUCACUUUGGAUCUGUUUACCUGUGGCCCUGCUUCGUUGGUGCCCUACAUACCGGUUGUUCAAAGACUGUUUAGCAUUGGCAAAUCUCCAACCUUUGAAGGAGAAGAGGUGGAACCUCCCCACAUGCUCUGGUCAUACAAGCGACGUGGUUUCCGCAAUGAAGAAGUCUACGAUGCUGCUGGAGGUGACAUGUACAACUACUUGCUCGGAGUUAUGGAAUUUGAAAACAAAACACAGAUUGCUGCCGUGAAGACAGACUUUCAGGAUGUCGAGAUAUUCGAUUUAAUCCACCCACGCUUCAGAACAGUUGAGCAAUACCAAAAGUCAAUCUCUAACGAUGGAUCUUACGAAUCCAAGCACCCAGAAUUGUUUUUGCCGGACAGAAUUGUCUAUCUGGAUGGUGUCAUGCAGUCCAGAAGAUAUGGAGAAGCUGCGUACCACGAAUCCUUAGUUCACCCUGCCAUGUUUGCGAACCCCAAUCCAGAGUACGUUGCUAUUAUUGGAGGCGGAGAAGGAGCCACGCUCCGAGAAGUUUUAAAGCAUGAUACUUUGAAGCAGGUCAUCAUGAUCGAAAUCGACAAGGGCAUGGUAGACAUGUCCAAGAAAUACCUUCCAGAUUGGAACUACUGUGGAAAUAUUGCUGGCAGCACUGAAUCUUGCUUUGAUGAUCCUCGUGCGACAGUGUAUUAUCAAGAUGCCAUCCAAUGGUUCAUUGAUCACUAUUCCCCUGGAAAGGAGAGUGGCAAAGAACCAAAGUUGGAUGUCAUUAUCAUGGAUGCUCUUGAUCCUGGUAACAAUGUCGACUUUUCAGAUCUACUUUUCGACAAUGAGGCUUUUGCCAAGGCCUUGCACAACUCGUUGAAUGACGGUGGAGUCUUCAUCGCACAGACUGGCGAGGCUGCCAACUUGGAAGAUCCCUCCAAAAUGAACAGCCGCGAAAGGUAUGAGUUCAUCUUUAAAACUCGGCUUGCAGAAGCUGGAUUCCAAACAAUGAAGGAAUACGAAGAUGCUCAUGGUGGAUUCAAUGGCGUUUGGAGCUUCUUCGCUGCAUUCGUCAAUUCCAGUACAAAGAGUCGCUGGCACGCAAAUGAAGCUGAAAUAAACUUGGCCAUAAGGAAGAGAAUGCGAAGUACGACAGCAGGGAAAUCUCCCCUGGUGUACUUUGAUGGCGCAACUAUGCAAUCCUAUCAAUACCCAUCCAAAGCGGCUGAAGUCGUUUUCUGCCGAACUGUGCCUGACGCUUUUGGCUGCAAUCGUACUCACGGGAUAGAUCCUCGAAUUUAUGACGUCCCAACCUCUGAUCUGGAAGUCAAAGCAAGCCUCGUGGACAGUGCCAAGCACGGCGUCUUUGCUAAGGUUGAUAUUGUCGAAGGUAGCUACUUGGCGAUCAAGGAACAAACGAGAGACAUCUUCAUUCCACCGAGUACAUACGAGCUAAUCUACAACUUCACCCAACAUCCUGCGGGAUACCAGCACUCCUUUUUCACGUCAUUUCUGAAAGGCUACGGAUGUGGACACCACUACUUUGGAGGAGUGGGUCGGUCUGUCGACCCAGGUCUUUUGGCAUUCACGAAUCAUGGUUGUAAUUCGAACUACAACCUUGGCCCAAUGCAAGACGUGAACGAAAUGAAUGCGGACGAGAACAGCCUACCAGAGCGGUCUCCUCUGGAUUGGGAGACGGCCGUAAACAAUCCCUUCAUUGAUCGCAACGUGCGCGUUUUGAUGCAUUCUUUAGGCUAUGCUAACCGUGAUAUCCCUGCGGGAACAGAAAUCCAGGACAACUUAUUGAACUAUGCCGGCACCCUCGAGCAGUGGAAAAACACUGUUCUGGAUCUGAGAGCCCAAUGCAGCACAGAGGAAGAAGUUGUUGUAUCUGAGUAGCGUCGAUGUUUUAUGUGCUUUGAACCUUGAUAGACCCAGUAAUGACUAUGAAACAGUAUAUGAUCAACUCAACGAGCACAGGGCU